Molecule: messenger RNA, 3207 nt
Organism: Anarrhichthys ocellatus (wolf-eel)
Lineage: Eukaryota; Metazoa; Chordata; Actinopteri; Perciformes; Anarhichadidae
Product: phosphatidylinositol 3-kinase regulatory subunit alpha-like
Exons: 12
Coding region: 136-2037 (633 amino acids)
Biological process (GO): phosphatidylinositol phosphate biosynthetic process; insulin receptor signaling pathway
Cellular component (GO): phosphatidylinositol 3-kinase complex
Molecular function (GO): 1-phosphatidylinositol-3-kinase regulator activity
Source: RefSeq, a predicted model, not a curated record
CUAGAAGGGUUUUCAGCAGUGCAGUUUAAAUGCUUUCAGGCUCCAACAUUUUUCAGACAGGUAGUCUUCCAUUUCUGUACUUUCAGCGAUGUUUAUGCAAUUCAUUUCAGCAUUCCAACGCAUUUUCAGCAGGAAAUGCAUUUUCUAGUUCAUACUUCUCUGUCCUUACUAAGUAUUCAGUCCUCAUGCAGUGUAUGUUUAAUAGAGACCUGCUACGUUGACCCUGUGGCUCGUAUAUCUGCAGUGCAAAGGAUUGUGGGUCAUAAAGCCAGAAAAGCUUCUUCCUGUAAAAUGCCACCAGACUUGAUGUACUCGGGCUGUGUUUUGAGGAGACGAACAGAGAAUAACUGGAGGUGUGUUUGUUUUCCAGACCUGGAGCAGCUGGAGGUGUCGUCUCUGUGUGACGGGGUGAACCGGUUCCUCCAGGAUCUACCUGGUCCAGUCCUCCCGUCAUCGCUGCAGACCGACAUGAUUCAUGCGGUGCAAGAUGUCCAGGACCUGGAGGACUGUGCCCAGCUCCUUCGUGGUGUGACCAGUUCUCCCAGCUUCCCGGCCCAGUACGGGCUGACCCUGCUCAGCGUGGUCCGCCACCUGGCCCGGCUCUGUCUGACCGGAACCAGGACCCAGCUGAGCCCCCGAAACCUGGCAGAGACCUUCAGCCCUCUGCUGUUCAGACCGGCUGCAGGGUCUGAGUCCAGUCUGGAUCCUCUGGUUCAGGUCCUGGAGGUUCUGAUAACCAGCGAGCUCAACAUGAACCAGGCUGCACCAGCGUUGCCUCCUAAACCGGUCAAGUCUUCAGCUCCAGCAGCUUCCUGCAGCUUCAACAACAGUAUUUCCCUGCAGGACGCUGAGUGGUACUGGGGAGACAUCUCCAGAGAGGAGGUGAACGAGAAGCUCAGAGACACAGCUGACGGUACGUUCCUGGUUCGAGACGCCUCCACUAAGAUGCACGGAGAUUACACUCUGACUCUGAGGAAAGGAGGCAACAACAAGCUGAUAAAGAUCUUUCAUCGGGAGGGAAAGUACGGCUUCUCCGACCCGUUGACUUUCAGCUCAGUGGUGGAGCUCAUCAACCAUUACCGGCACGAGUCCCUCGCCCAGUACAACCCCAAACUGGAUGUCAAGCUGCUGUACCCGGUCUCCAAACACCAGCAGGACCAGGUGGUGAAGGAGGACAGUAUCGAAGCUGUGGGGAAGAAGCUGCAUGAGUAUCACCUGCAGUUCCAGGAGAAGAAUCGAGAGUACGACAGGCUGUACGAGGAGUACACCAGAACCUCGCAGGAGAUCCAGAUGAAGAGGACUGCCAUCGAGGCCUUCAAUGAGACCAUAAAGAUCUUCGAGGAGCAGUGUCAGACUCAGGAGCGCUUCAGCAAAGAGUACAUCGAGAAGUUUCGCCGAGAGGGCAACGACAAGGAGAUCCAGAGGAUCAUGGAGAACUACGACAAGCUGAAGUCUCGGAUCAGUGAGAUCGUGGACAGCAAGCGUCACCUGGAGGUGGAGCUGAAGAAACAGGCGGCGGACUACAGAGAGAUCGACAAGAAGAUGAACAGCAUCAAACCGGACCUGAUCCAGCUCCGCAAGACCAGGGACCAGUACCUCAUGUGGCUGACUCAGAAGGGAGUCCGUCAGAGGAAACUGAACGAGUGGCUCGGCCUGAAGAACGAGACCACAGAGGAUGAGUACAGCAUGGUGGAGGAUGAGGAGGACCUUCCUCACCACGACGAGCGUCUGUGGCGUUUAGGAAACAUCAACCGUCUUCAGGCCGAGUCUCUGCUCCGUGGGAAGAGAGACGGGACCUUCCUGGUCCGAGACAGCAGCAAGCCGGGCUGCUACGCCUGCUCCAUGGUUGUGGAGGGAGAGGUGAAGCACUGCGUCAUCAACAAGACGAUCACCGGCUUCGGCUUCGCUGAGCCCUACAACCUGUACGGCUCUCUGAAGGAGCUGGUGCUGCACUACCAGCACACCUCGCUGGUCCAACACAACGACUCGCUCAACGUCACGCUGGCCUUCCCCGUCUACAGCCAGCCCCGGCGGUGACCCCGCCCGCCUCGCCCCGACGCUCACAAGUACCAUCCGGUUAUUAACAUCAAUGCUUCGUCACGGGGAAUGUUAGGAUCGAGUGUUUUAUUGUGAAAGUCUUCACGUGGAGCGUUAACUUCCUGCGCAAACAUAAAAAGACAGUUAAGUUUUAUUCUCGUCAAAGACGGAGAGGAAAAAAACACACUUGAGGUCAGAAUGACAAGAGGCGUUCAGGGACCCUACAAAUGAAUUGGACCCUCUGAAAGCAGUUUGACUCAUUAACUGUUUUAUCUUAAUGACUCUGUGACAAACGAACGAGUCGCUUCAUGUCGACGGCAUCCUCUCCUCUUCCUCCUCUUCCUCCUCCUCCAUGUUUGUUGGUGUUGAUAAACCAGCUCAGAGUCUGAGAUGUUCAGAUUAGUUUGAUGAUCUCUUUACCGUCUCAUAUCGUUUUUAAAGUAAUAAAACUGAAACGUUAUAUUUGAAUGAAGUGUUUUAGAUCCUGAACAUCUGAGGUGCGUUCAGGUUCACCUCGCUUACUUACGACGUGGUGACCACCACGGAGAAACGAGGUUCUGUGGGACCGGACUCCUCCUCUAGUCCAACAGAGCAGAACCACGAUGAUGACAACAAAAUGGCGGACAAUCUUGCAUAAUCACUGUGAACGAGGUUUGAAAUGAUUUUAUACAUCAGGAGAAAACAAGAAACGAGAAACCUGCAUCAUCCAAACACUCGUCAGUGUUGUUCCAGGUCCACUUUCUUCAGGUUUGUUGUGGUUUUGUUUCAUUUUGCCGAGCGGACGGAUUUAAUUAUUUCCUUUUUUUUUUAAUAAACGUCCGUCAGCACAAAGACCCACUCCUCCUGGAUCCUCUUCAGAGGGUUUUCCUGAUCCAGUUUCAAGGACUCGUGGACAAAACAAAGUAAAAGUCUGAAGCCCGACUCAUCUUCAUGGAUUAAAUGUUUUCAUCUGAACCAGGAGACAGAACUCUGAACGGGUCCAAAAGGAUUUCAAUCAAAACGUUUCACAUUCGUUUGUUAAUGUCCUGAAUUCUUUCAAGCUCUUGUUUUAAUUAUUAAUCCUCAGAAGUCCUGUUUAUUGUUGUUUCCAUUCAUGACUUUGAAACCAAACUAGUGAACUGAGACGAUGAGUGAUGACAUGUUUAACAAUAAAACGGUCUGAAGACUUCA